Micropterus salmoides (largemouth bass) is the source of this 2184-nucleotide messenger RNA. RefSeq names its product exostosin-1a. The record is from RefSeq and is a predicted model, not a curated record. The transcript is spliced from 11 exons. Lineage: Eukaryota; Metazoa; Chordata; Actinopteri; Centrarchiformes; Centrarchidae. Gene Ontology annotation, molecular function: glycosyltransferase activity. Bases 1 to 1434 code for a protein of 477 amino acids. Gene Ontology annotation, cellular component: membrane.
AUGGGGGAAGCUAAAGAGCCAGCCCGCGGCCGGCCAGCCAGCUCAUGGAGCCCUCUGGUCCUCACGUCAGCUUACGGACCUCACAGCCACACAGACCGCUGCAGCCAAUGCAGCAGACGAGUCCAGCAACAACGUGAGAGUAAAGACCCGCAGCUGUUCGACUACCAGGAGCUGCUACACAACUCCAGUUUCUGCCUGGUGCCCCGGGGCCGACGUCUUGGAUCCUUCCGCUUCCUGGAGGCCCUGCAGGCGGCUUGUAUCCCUGUUAUUCUGAGCAACGGCUGGGAGCUUCCCUUCUCUGAAGUCAUCGACUGGAGGAAAGCCGCCAUCAUUGGAGAUGAGAGACUGCUGUUACAGGUUCCCUCCAUUACCCGGUCUGUGGGCCAUGACAGGAUCUUGGCUCUCCGCCAGCAGACUCAGUUCCUCUGGGACGCCUACUUUUCUUCUGUAGCCAAAAUCGUCUUAACUACACUGGAGAUUAUCCAGGAUCGUGUGGACUCCCAUGUGUCCAGAAGUCGGUUGUUGUGGAAUUCCCUACCUGGUGGUCUCUAUGCACUCCCCCAAUACUCAACUGACCCUGCCCAGUUCCCUUUUUACUAUGCCAUACUGGGAAAAAGCCCGUCGCAGCAGUUCACGGCUGUGAUCCAUACGGUUACUCCUCUGCAGUCCCAAAUCUCCCCUGUGGUGAAGCUCAUCAUCGCUGUAGCCAAGUCCAAGUUCUGUGCACAGAUUGUGAUUUUAUGGAACUGCGAAAAGCCUUUACCUCCUAGGAACAAGUGGCCCUCCACCAGCGUGCCUCUCACUGUCGUUGAAGGACAGACCAAGACAAUGAGCAGUCGUUUUUUCCCCCACAAUGCCAUCCUCACUGAUGCUGUUCUCAGUCUGGAUGAAGACUCUGUUCUCUCAACCAAUGAGGUGGAUUUUGCCUUUAUUGUAUGGCAAAGCUUUCCGGAGCGCAUCAUUGGUUAUCCAGCAAGGAGCCACUACUGGGAUAGUUCCAGAUCCCGCUGGGGCUACACCUCCAAAUGGACCAAUGACUACUCCAUGGUCCUUACGGGGGCAGCUUUCUACCACAGAUACUACCACUACCUGUUCACCCACUAUGUCCCAGCCAGCCUGCUGACCACGGUGGACCGCAUGGCUAAUUGUGAAGACAUCCUGAUGAACUUCCUAGUUUCAGCCAUUACCAAGCAGCCGCCAAUCAAAGUCACACAGAAGAAGCAGUACAAGGAAACCAUGAUGACCCAGGGCUCCAAGGCAUCUCGGUGGGCCGACCCAGACCAUUUCGCCCAGCGACAGACCUGCAUGAACGCCUUCAGUCACUGGCUGGGUUUCAUGCCCCUGGUGCACUCCCAGAUGAGGCUGGACCCUGUGUUGUUUAGGGACCAGGUUUCCAUCCUGAGGAAGAAAUACAGGGACAUUGAAAAGCUAUGAAUGCACAAGGAUACACACCAAAUCACUGGCAGGAAGAGGAAAAGUAAGAGAACCUGGCCGUGUGUGUGUGUGUGUGUGUGUGCUCUUGUGUUUCCUGUCUAAGAGGUCGUGACAAGAAUACAUGCACUAAAUGUGAAGAUUUGUGAGGCUAUAUAUAGAAAAACUCUAACAUGCACUGGACAUAAAAAUGAUAAAACACUGAGGUACGCUUAAGGCAUUUAACUGCGUAUUUCAAUGAGCAAAAAAACACUCAUUCUGUAUACGUGGUAAAUAACAGUGAGUGACUGUGCACACGUGCAAUGUGUGACAAUACAAAUAUGAGUGCAUGGAUACACAUGCAACAAAGACCUGGACACAUUCAAGACAGUCCUGACCACAGACAUAUAGUAUGUGUUGCAUGGUUUGAGACAACUGUACAAGGACCUGAAAAAGACUUGUUUGAAUAUGGAAAAAAAAUCUAAGAGAUAUGUCUAUUGUGGAAGUUGGACUGUUGGGAGUAGAGGAGUAUACAGUAUACUGUUGGGCAAAAGACAAAGGAGAUUUUUAGGUUAUAGGUUGUUUACAUAAAGUCAAAGGCCGCAUUAUAUGGGGUUAUGUAUGUAUAAUAAAGACAGAAUUGUGGACAAAAGGGACUAACUGUAGCUUCUGGGUCGUGCCACAUGAUAGCUGCUACCCCAAAACACCAGAGACAAUGGCAAUAUGCCUCUUGUAUACUAUUGUAGAUUUUCAGCAGCAGUUCCUGUCUGUGUG